UGUCUCGCGACUUCAACUUGGUGGAAAGGCCAUAAAAUAGACCACUUCAACACGCCGACCGAGCCGAAGAUAGUGCGUGAUCGUCUGCGUGUGUGCGUACGGAGAGAGGCGGAGGUCGAAGAGAUAUAUUUAGCGAAUCUCUCGCCGGUUAAGACGUCUUGCGUCUUAUGGUUUGACCCGUUUUCAUGUGCGUACGAGUGAUAAGCGCCUGACAGUAGUGGUGGUGCUGGUGGUGCUGGUGAUAGUCGCGCACAUAACCUCCUCUCGAAGAGUGGCGGAAAUGUGCAAUUGAAGCUAUCAAGCCGUUGAAAGGUCAACCCCGUUGGUACGAGGCCGCCCGCCCGCAUUAAACCUCCAUCCAGCAGUCACCCGCAGCAGGAGCAGCGGCACCGGAAACGAUGGUUCUUUCCGUGUUCAUGGUGCAAACGCUGACCACGCUGGUGGAGCCUCCGCCGACGAUCAGCGGCCCGAAAGGGUUGGUGCACCCGGCUCAGCAACCGCAGGCCAACAUUGCCGUGUUUAUGUUUCUCUUUAUGCUGUGCGUCCUCGAGGUCGUCUUCGUGAAGCUGAUCGCCCUGACGUCCUUCGGUAGUGAAGCCACCACGACCCCUGCGGCGACCCCAGCAACGACCCCGACGGUAACGCUUUCGCCGCCGAUGGCCGCGACACCAAACCGCAGCGAAUCGUGAGGACACGGCGAUCGUCGAUGACGAAACGGCCAGGCGAGACGGCCGAGUGUCUGUGUUGCCCUUGGCCAAUGCUACCAA
Anopheles cruzii is the source of this 767-nucleotide messenger RNA. RefSeq lists its product as uncharacterized. NCBI's taxonomy places the organism in Eukaryota, Metazoa, Arthropoda, Insecta, Diptera, Culicidae. The coding region runs from base 399 to 689 and encodes 96 amino acids. The transcript has a single exon. The record is from RefSeq and is a predicted model, not a curated record.